This is a messenger RNA of Spea bombifrons (plains spadefoot toad), 4239 nucleotides long. It is a transcript of the gene ZC3H7B, whose product is annotated as zinc finger CCCH-type containing 7B. Gene Ontology annotation, biological process: miRNA processing. The coding region runs from base 156 to 2726 and encodes 856 amino acids. Gene Ontology annotation, molecular function: protein binding; zinc ion binding; miRNA binding. The record is from RefSeq and is a predicted model, not a curated record. NCBI's taxonomy places the organism in Eukaryota, Metazoa, Chordata, Amphibia, Anura, Pelobatidae. The transcript is spliced from 23 exons.
AAAAAAAAAUACAGACACAUGGGAGGAAGCUGCAUCCGAGUGGAGGCUAAUGCAUAGCCACAAAGGGCUUCUUAUCCCAAGCAUAUCCCAGCUCCCGCCACUCUCUCCUAUGUGUCCUGCUCCCUCCAAGACUGUGAGUGCAGAGGGGUGCUCUUAUGGCUAGACAGAAACGGAAAGAAGACAUUGAAAAGGGCUUGCAGUUCAUUCAAUCCACAAUACCUUUUCAUGGAAGUCAAGAUGAUUACGAGGCCUUCUUACAGCAGCUGGUCCGAAACCUAUUUGCAGAAGGCAAUGAACUGUAUCGAGAAGGUAAUAUUAAGCUGGCAUUGGCACAGUACACAGAAGGACUGACUGUUGCCGAAUAUACAGCCUCCGAGGAGCUAAACAUUCCCCAGGAACUACAGUGCAAGCUGUAUGUGAACCGAUCCUGCUGCUAUUACUCAAUGGGUCUGUUUGAGAAGUCACUGGAAGAUAGUGAGACUGCACUGAGCUUAGACAAAGAGAGCAAGAGAGCGUUGUACCGCAAAGCCAAAGCACUCAGCGAGAUCGGGAGGCAGCAGGAGGCGUAUAGUUGUAUCAGCCAUAGUCUGCUAGCACUUGUGCAGGACGAACGUGUGACACAGCUGGCACAAGAUCUUGUGCAGAAAUUAGGAUUAAAACAACGAAAGGCAUACAAGAGGCCGCAGCAAGAACUCGAAACAUUUGGCUUAAUCAGCAAUGGUUUACCAGUUGGGGGUCAGUCUUCCCCGAAUAACCUGGAAUCUGUAGAUGAUAUUUAUACAGAUUUGUCGUUGGAUUUAAAGCAAUCUCCAUCCUUUCUGGGGAAUGACUGUAACAGUAAAGGGUUCGAUUUUGCUGCAUCUUCGCCUGCCGCAGAUUUUCCAGCCUCUACUCUCAAUGACUGUGAGGUUAUCGGAGAUGAUGUGGACUCUCUAUUGGACUCUGAACUGUUCCAACAGCAGACUUCGGCCCUCUCCAGCCAGAUACCUCAGUUAAUACCAGUGUUUCCGGCUGGGACUCCCUUACUCCCCAGCCUAGGUGUUACUGUACAACCUGCUCCUUCGCCAUUGCCCCCGGCUUCUUUUGAUUUGUUGGACUCCAGAAAGUUGACAGCACUCCCUCUGAAGUCUGCCUACCAAACAAAUCUCCUAAUGAUUGCAGAGCCGCGUCUAGACACAUUAGACAGCUUUGAAAGGAGCAGAGAAACCCUUGAUUGUCUGGAUACUUUCCAAAAUGACCCCAAAGUUUUGGAAUCAUCAUUAUCGAAAGGAUGCAAGAAUAACAAGCACGGCGUGACCACGUUUAAUAACUUGUCUCAUAUGGUAGACCCUGUGGUGCACACGGGCAGUGUCUCCCCUACUGUGCCAAACAACCCGUUGGCUCAAACCUAUGACUUCAAACAGGCAUGUCAGCAGUGCUACGUGAAGACAGGCCCCAAGGCUUUAGAUUAUAUGCACAAGGAAAAAUAUGAACACAAAUGUAAAAAGGACCUGCUGCUGGCCCGCAUGAAGAGCUCCGAAAAUAAGACCUGGCUCCGGAUUCGCCCAAGGCCAAUGAAAGUUAACUUUUUAGGUCCUUACAUUUUGUGCAAAGAUAUUCAGAGCCGGCAGGACUGUAAAUACGGGGACAGUUGCACCUUUGCCUAUUACCAGGAAGAGAUAGACGUGUGGAACGAGGAGAAAAAAGGAACUCUGCAGCGCAGUCAGCUUUUCCAGGGACUUGGAGGAGCAAAGUUAGGCAGUGUGGCCCGUUUGCUGCAGGAGCAGAAAGGCGCUUUCAUCUUUUUGUGCCUGGCUUGUUUUGACAGCAAACCACAAAUCAUCAGUAAGAGAAGUAUUGAGAAACCAGAUUUCUGCACAAACCCGGACACCCAGCACCGCUUCUCAGACCACAAGUGUCUGGUUCAUGUGCUGAACCUGAGUACUGUAAGGUACUCCAAGAUUCGGCAGCUGCAGCCGCGCUUCCAGAUGGAGAUGUGUAGACAUGAUCAGCAGAGCGGCUGUACCCAAGAAGACGCCUGCAAUUUUGCACACAGCCAUAUUGAACUAUGUGUCUGGAAGUUGCAGCGGCAAUAUGGAAUGUCACAUGAUGCCAUUGUGCAAGAAUCUGAGCAAAUCUACAAAGUGUCUGAACCCAAAGCCAAGCCCCUAGAUAUGAAGAUGAAGUUUGUCUGUGGGCAGUGCUUGCGGAAUGGCCGAGAAGUUGAAGCUGAUCGAGAUGGCAAAUACUGCACAGCAAAAGCCAGGCACAGCUGGUCAAAAGACAAAAGAGUCCUGCUUGUUAUGUCAAAGUCCAAGAAAAAGUGGAUGCCUGUCCGACCCCUGCCAUCUGUUCGCUUGUUUCCGCAGCAGUAUGACAUUUGUGUUCAUGUUCAGAAUGGAAGAAAAUGCCAUUAUAUUGGGAACUGCACCUUUGCACACAGCACAGAAGAGAAGGAUAUGUGGACGUUUAUGAAGGAGAAUAAGGUCUUGGAUCUUCAGCUGCUUUUUGAGUUAAGUGCAAAGAAUAAUGGCUCAGCAGACAAAGCUGUGGCAGGAGCACCCAUUCCUCAGAAGGAAGCAGAGAAGCAGAUCCUGAUGCCCACAGAUUAUGCAGAUGAUAUGACUAGUUUCCAUUGCUAUCUGUGUGGAAAGACCAGCAAUAGUGAAAAGCAGUGGCAGAAGCAUAUCCAGUCGGAUAAACAUAAAGAGAAACUAGCUACUGUGGAAAAAGAUGAAAGCACUUAGAAUUUCUGAUUUCUCCCUGGAGAAUUCCAACUUUGUGAAAGAGACCCAAAGAUAUUACAGUAAGGCCAGCUUCCCAUUUGCUAACUGAAAGAACGCCUGGAGCAGAGGGUUUCCAAAGCAUGUAAAGACAUGCUCCUGGAACAAAGUAGCUGUGACUUUGGCAAAUGCACCUUCCGACUUACAGAUGUUGAAGAAUGGAGAACAGAGGCAGCGGGAAUCGGCACCAGUAAAAAAAUAAAAUGACAAAAACCAUUGUAAUCCUUCUCUAGGGGCCCCUGCUGAACAUCAGCCUUACAAAUGCCCCUGCUUCACAACAAAGAUCUAUAGUUUUAAGUCUCUGAUCUUGCUUUUUUUCUUUCUUUCUUUCCAAUCCACAGUAUUGAGACCAUUGUUUUGUACCAGUGCAGUUUGUCAUUAUUAGGGUUGGUUCCUGAAUUAACGUGCAUACAUGUGUGUUAGAACUUUGGUCUAAACAUCAGAGCAAUUUAGGAGUUGCCACUUGGUAGUAGUGGGAGAAUUGUGUAACUUAAAGAGUCCGUAAAAAAAGAAAAUAUUAAUAAUAAAUGGUAGUGGUUUCGAUGUAUUGGUAAAAGUUGAGAUAUAACAGGUUUUCUUUUAUUGCUUCACGAAGCCCUACAUUUUAGAGGAGAACAUGUAACUGAGGUAAUCUACGCUAUUAUUUGCUUCCUUUCAUUAGUGUGUUAUUUCCAAAUGAGAUCUAGAAUUACAAUCAUGGUUAUUGGCUAGAAAGUUCACAGAUAAACAAAAUAUAUGCAUUUUAUAGAAGCAGUCCUACAACAUCUAAAUACCUAUUUUGUUUAUGCUAAAUGUGAUAUUUUGUUUAAGAUGAAAUUAUUUUGAAGUAUUGCCAUUUCUAUAUAUAUCAUUUAACACAUUUGAAGAAGAAAAAAUACACACACACACUGCUAUUAUUCAUAAAUUCCCAUAGAAUGAUGUGAAACUGUCUAAUGCGGCUGUUAAAUAGCCACAUGGUUUACAAAUUCCAGUCUGUUAACAUCCUCGUUUAAUAACCUGUGUCUUGAGUCUUCUAUUGAACUUGCAUAGUGUUUGUAGCCUAGGAAAAAUGGCGUCCAACGUCCCUAUCUUUAAAGCAACACAAGUAGUAUUCUGGUAUUGUUCUUAUGAGUCUAUGCAUGUGCUGUGGAAUCAGGGGCUUUACUCAUCCAAGAACUGAACUGUUCUCUGAAAACCCAUCACACGAGCGGAUCUAGUUCUUGUUAAGUAAAAACUCAAUUUAAGCCUGCUGUAAUCUCAUGUCUGAAUUUAUUGUGUUAAUUUUUAAGAAGAGAUUCCAUAAUCGAUUUUUCACAAUUCUUUCUUGGAUUUUUUCCCCUCUAUUGUGUAUUGUACUAAAAUUUAAAGCAGUAUUUGAAAAUAUUACACUUCACAAUAAGUCAACAUGUUACAUAUAUAAUGAAACUAUUUGAAGCAUACAAAAUACACCAGAAUGAAUUUUCAUUAAAUAUUUUCUUCAUUUGAUCAGCAGGAAUAA